CAGAGCUCCAAGUAGCCUCCCAUGGAAGCUUAAGAGAAAGAAAAUAAAAGUUACAAAAAAAAUAAUAAUUGAUCAACAUGUCUUACUUCGGAGGUGGAUCCAGUAUGGAAGACGGAAAUCGCGAGCAGAACAUGGCUUCUGCUGGCGACGCCGGAAACCGUCGCCGGAGAACAAGUGGAUACCACAAUGAUACGGGAGAGUUCUCCGGCGACGGUUGCAGGGAUCCCGAGGCGUGGAGUAACUUUGCGGAUAGUUAUAGCCAGGUGCAGACGGUGUUGGAUCGGAACAGGAUGUUGAUCCAGCAGGCGAACGAGAACCACCAGUCGAGGAUUCCGGAUAACAUGGUGAAGAAUGUGGCGAUCAUUCAGGAAUUGAACGGAAACAUUACGAAAGUCGCUUCGAUUUAUUCCGAUUUGUCGACGAAUUUCACCGGGAGGGUGAGGCAGCAACGGCAAGGGAGUGGGGGGAAAGGUGUUGGUAACGGAGGGAGUAGUGGUGGGAGGAGGAAUGAUGAGUGAAGGAAAAGAUAAUUAUCUGGAUUAAUGUAAUGUAUUAGUGUUAUUAGUGUUAUUAAUUAGUAAUUAAGAGCUUGGGGGUGUAGGCUCCUUUGUUCAUUUUAAGCUAUGUGAUGUGAUGUAAGGAUGUUUAUGGAUUGGUAAUGAAUUGGCAUGUGUUUAAUCCUA
Molecule: messenger RNA, 683 nt
Organism: Spinacia oleracea (spinach)
Lineage: Eukaryota; Viridiplantae; Streptophyta; Magnoliopsida; Caryophyllales; Amaranthaceae
Product: protein EARLY FLOWERING 4
Exons: 1
Coding region: 78-518 (146 amino acids)
Biological process (GO): positive regulation of circadian rhythm; entrainment of circadian clock
Cellular component (GO): nucleus
Source: RefSeq, a predicted model, not a curated record